AUGAAUCUCUCUACCGAGGAGGAGAAGCUGCAGGAGAUGCAUAACUGGUGGCCUGGCCUGACAGUCAGAUGCCCAGAUCCUUGGAUCAAUCCCCUUCACCAGAAACUAUCCAUCACUGAUAUCAAAUCGCUAUACCAUAAGCAUAUUAUGGAUGGUGCCAGCCCGCCAAACUUGGUGACAGAUGAAUGGUGCUAG
Penicillium vulpinum is the source of this 195-nucleotide messenger RNA. RefSeq lists its product as uncharacterized. The transcript has 2 exons. The coding region runs from base 1 to 195 and encodes 64 amino acids. The record is from RefSeq and is a predicted model, not a curated record. Lineage: Eukaryota; Fungi; Ascomycota; Eurotiomycetes; Eurotiales; Aspergillaceae.